This is a messenger RNA of Cucurbita maxima (winter squash), 1217 nucleotides long. Its product is annotated as putative disease resistance protein RGA3. Bases 5 to 679 code for a protein of 224 amino acids. NCBI's taxonomy places the organism in Eukaryota, Viridiplantae, Streptophyta, Magnoliopsida, Cucurbitales, Cucurbitaceae. Gene Ontology annotation, biological process: defense response to other organism. The transcript is spliced from 2 exons. The record is from RefSeq and is a predicted model, not a curated record.
AGGAAUGGUGAAAUCAUGCAAGAACGAUGAUGAAUUGCAAUUGACUUUGGAAAAUCUUGUGAGAAUUAAAUUACCAAAGGAAGAUCUUAUUUUAUCCACAAUCAAAUUAAGCGUGGACCGUCUACCAACUUCCUCAUUGAAACAAUGUUUUGCCUACUGUUCAAAUUUUCCACCAGACUAUUGCUUCUACAAGGAAGCACUUGUUCAAAUGUGGAUAGCACAAGGGUUUAUUCAACUACCCAAUGGAAGCAAUGUAACGACGGAGGAUAUUGGAGUGAGGUAUUUCGAUAUUUUAUUGUCUCGCUCUUUGUUUCAAGAUGUUGUCAAGGACAAAAGAGGAAAAAUUAAAUAUUGUAAGAUGCAUGAUCUUAUAUAUGAGGUCGCAUGUGCUAUUUCAAAUGAUCAAAAUUUGAGAGGGGACCUUAUAACAGAUGAAGAAUCUCAAGGUGGCGAAGUUUUAUCGAUCCGCCAAAGAAGAAGAACAGUUUAUUAUUGUGAAAAUUUAUCCUUUGAUAUGAUCACCAACUUCAUCUACUUGCGCAUUUUAAUUAUUGAUAAUGGGUACAUAACUGAACUGCCAGAUACAAUCGUUAAAUUGAAGCAUUUGAGGUAUUUUGACAUUUCAAAGUCUCGAAUAAGUAAACUUCCAAAAUCUAUCGUUUUGCUUUACAAUUUGUAGACUUUGAAGCUUGGAUGGGAUGUAAAGCUUCCUACAGAAUUGAGAAAGUUGGUGAACUUAAGGCGUUUAGAAUUUGAUUUGUAUUAUUCAAAUCGAACUAAGCAAAUGCCUAAACAUUUAAGUCGAAUGACACAACUUCAAACGCUUUCUGGUUUUAUAGUUGGGUAUGAUGAUGGAUGUAAGAUUGAGGAGCUUAGACCUUUAAAAAAACCUUAAAGGUAAAUUAUGGUUUUUAUAUCUCGAGCAAGUCAAAAGUAAACAUGAGGUCAUCGCUGCAAAUUUAGUAGAGAAGGAAAAUAUGUCUGAUCUAUAUUUUAAAUGGAGUCUUGAAAGAGAAGACUGUGAUGACAAUGAUUUGAACGUGUUGGAAGGGCUUCAACCACACAAAAACCUUCAAGCAUUGAGGAUCCAUGGAUUUGGCAGUAAACUUAUACCCAAUGGUAUUUUUGUUGAAAACUUGGUUGAGCUACGUCUUUUUGGUUGCAAAAGAUGUGAAACUUAACCAAUUUUGGGACAGUUGUCCAAACUUGAGUUUCUU